AUGCGCGAAGCGCGGGAAGGCGAAAGUGCGAAAGGCGAAAAUGCGCAGAGAACUGGAAUGGUAGUGCAAGCAGUGCACAAGUACGAUGACGGACGCAUGCAUUGCAUGGAACUAACUGCCAAGUACAUGGUGGUAGAAAGAUGUGGUAGUCAGCUGUGGUGUAAAACGAACACGAAAGGCUCGGAGCCGAAUAGGGAGCGCUCUAAGUAUGCUAAAUAUGGUCUGAUAACGAAAAGGGACACACCUAGGAACUGGUUGGAUGAUGGAUGGAUGCUCCUGGAUGAUGCACGAUGGAGUGCGCUUAAGCGCGAGAAACGCGCUAAGCGCACGCGCGGGAAUGCGAAACACGAAAGCAUGAGAAAGUGUUGCGCCUAUGGCGCAUUUUGCAGGAGAGCUGUGCAUUACAUAGCAGAAGUUGCGUAUGGAGUAGGGCGACAAGUGCGAGAGAAACGCGCUAAGCGCGCGCGGGAAUGCUGCGCAUUGUGUGGGAAAGUAGCGCGCCUAUGGCGCGUUUCGCGGGAAAGCUGCGCGUUUGGAAGGGGAUCGGAUUGCCUGGGCAUGGAUUCCAUCGUGUGGAUGGGCAAGGUUGGAUUGGAAGAAGUAGAAAAGGUAGUUACCCAUAUAUUAGGCACUCCAUACUCGACAUUCGGGUUUUCGGGUCUUGAUAGUCGGGACUCGAUAUUCGAGUAUACUCCAUAG
Suillus subalutaceus is the source of this 699-nucleotide messenger RNA. RefSeq lists its product as uncharacterized. The transcript is spliced from 8 exons. The record is from RefSeq and is a predicted model, not a curated record. The coding region runs from base 1 to 699 and encodes 232 amino acids. NCBI's taxonomy places the organism in Eukaryota, Fungi, Basidiomycota, Agaricomycetes, Boletales, Suillaceae.